Messenger RNA from Sinocyclocheilus rhinocerous, 1229 nucleotides. RefSeq lists its product as uncharacterized. The coding region runs from base 464 to 1081 and encodes 205 amino acids. The transcript is spliced from 4 exons. Lineage: Eukaryota; Metazoa; Chordata; Actinopteri; Cypriniformes; Cyprinidae. The record is from RefSeq and is a predicted model, not a curated record.
CCCUACUUUGAAGGUAAUGUACUGUAAGUCAUGAUUUGAGUCAAAGCUUGAGAAUAAUUGCAAUUCAAAUUAUUGAAAUAUUACUGCCAUGUUGAUAAAAACAUAAAUGAUCACAUUCUUAAUUUUUCCAAAUUUAGAUAAAAUGUCAGAUCAAAUCUAAGGUGUAUGACUAUAGCUGUUGUAAGGGUGAAGUCUGACUGGCUUGCGGUAAAUACUGAGAAAUAUCUCGAGUUUUUGCUUAUACUGUAUACAGGUGUACAUGCCAAUAUUAGAUUUUCUGUUUGGAUGAAUAAAUAAAAAACUGUCUGAAGCAGAAUUCACACAUUCACCUUCAUAUGUGAAGACAAUUAUUCUGUAUUGUUAAUUAUGCAUUUGUGAACACUUCCUGUUCGAUGUGUGAGGAAGUGACAAUUUCACACCACAAUGCACAUUCCUCCUGCAGCUUCAGUGAUCAGAUGAGACCAUGAAGCUGUUUGGACUGUAUUUCUCUUCUGUGUGGAUGUUGUGCUGCUGCUGCUGUCUUGUGUAUGGCAGAGGUCAUGGUUUGUGUAUUAAAGAAAAGCGCAUUACAAAAAUCUAUUUAACCACAGAACUGCAAUCUAAAGUCCUGCUGCCGUGCCUUUUUGAACCAGCUCUCUUUGGAUCAGACCUGACCAUGAAUUCAAGUGCUGUGUGGACUCAGAUUAAUAAUGAAAUGGUUGACUACAUUUUAGAGAUCAUAGUAAAUGGUCAGAUAAGCUUCUGGAAUAACAGACACAAUAGAAUUAAUGGAUUCUGUGAUGCUGCUGCCUCUGAAAACUUCUCCAUCCUGAUUAGAGAUGUGCGGCUCUCUGAUCUGGGUCUCUACCGCUGUCAACUGUACAGAGACUUCAACUGUUCUCUGGGCUAUAAAGAGAUAGAAAUCAGUCUGGCUGCUGUCGAGUUUUCACUGCUCAGUAACUGGCAGCUCAUAGCUGCAGGAGGAGGAGGAGGAUUUCUGCUGCUCUGUCUGAUCUCUGUGUGUGUUUACUAUACAUGGACAAAACGUCCAGCAGUUGAUGCGAUGACCUACACAACAGUUGUCUUUAAGGCACUGCCAUGAAUGCAAGGGUACAUUGACAUCAUAAUCAAAGACAUUCAUACAGCAGCCUGUAUGACAAAAUAAACUCUUGACUUGACUCUUUACUAGAUACACCUUUAUAACAUGACUGUGUGGGCGGCCAGACUAUAUUUCUUAACACAUUUUUAUU